This is a messenger RNA of Anarrhichthys ocellatus (wolf-eel), 2670 nucleotides long. It is a transcript of the gene adss2, whose product is annotated as adenylosuccinate synthase 2. Gene Ontology annotation, biological process: 'de novo' AMP biosynthetic process; IMP metabolic process. Gene Ontology annotation, cellular component: cytoplasm. The transcript is spliced from 13 exons. The record is from RefSeq and is a predicted model, not a curated record. Lineage: Eukaryota; Metazoa; Chordata; Actinopteri; Perciformes; Anarhichadidae. Gene Ontology annotation, molecular function: adenylosuccinate synthase activity; GTP binding. Bases 212 to 1582 code for a protein of 456 amino acids.
AUUUGAAUGAAGUUAGUGUUAGUGUUUCUGUGUAAAUGGUAAGGUAAUUGUAAUAUCAGACACGUUGUACGCAUGUGCGACGUGUUGUUACAUCCUCGCGUCUAACGUUGCCGUGGAGUGAAGCUCCUCCGGUCCUCCUCCAGCUAUCUUUGGUGCAGCAGCCGCACGAUAGCGACUCGCAAGUGUAGUCAGUCAAAGAGACCCAGCAGACAUGUCGGAAAGUGGGAGCCAGGAACCCUCCGGGGCCGCGAACGGCAGCCCGACGAAACGUGGGCACAGACCGCCCGUCGGCAACAAAGUGACCGUGGUGCUCGGGGCUCAGUGGGGCGACGAGGGGAAAGGAAAAGUUGUGGACCUUCUUUCACAAGACGCGGACAUGGUGUGCAGAUGUCAGGGCGGCAACAACGCAGGACACACGGUGGUGGUGGACUCGGUGGAGUACGACUUCCACCUCCUCCCCAGCGGCAUCAUCAACCCCAAGGUCACCGCCUUCAUUGGCAACGGUGUCGUGAUCCACCUGCCAGGCCUGUUUGAAGAGGCAGAGAAGAACAAACGCAAAGGAAAAGGUCUUAAUGACUGGGACAAAAGGCUGGUCAUCUCAGACAGAGCACAUAUUGUGUUUGACUUCCACCAAGCGGUUGAUGGUGUUCAGGAACAGCAGAGAACAGAGCAAGUAGGCAAGAACCUCGGGACAACAAAGAAGGGGAUUGGUCCCGUGUACUCAGCCAAGGCAGCACGUAACGGUCUCAGGAUAUGUGACCUGUUGGCUGACUUCACUCAGUUCUCUGAAAGGUAUAAAGCUUUGGCCCAGCAGUACAAGGACAUGUACCCCACCCUGGUGAUUGACAUAGAGGGAGAGCUUGUCAGAUUAAAGGACUAUGUGGAGCGGAUCAAGCCCAUGGUGAGAGACGGAGUGCACUUCAUGUACGAGGCUCUUCACGGUCCUCCUAAGAACAUCCUGGUGGAAGGAGCCAACGCAGCUCUGCUGGACAUCGACUUCGGGACGUACCCCUUUGUGACAUCGUCCAACUGCACGGUGGGCGGGGUGUGUACGGGUCUUGGCAUGCCGCCUCAAAACGUCGGGAACGUUUACGGGGUCGUCAAGGCGUACACCACCAGAGUGGGCAUCGGGGCCUUCCCCUCAGAGCAGAGCAACGAGAUCGGAGAGCUUCUUCAGACUCGAGGGAAGGAGGUGGGCGUGACCACAGGCAGGAAGAGACGAUGUGGUUGGCUGGAUCUGGUGCUCAUCAAAUAUGCACACAUGAUUAAUGGCUUCACUGCCUUAGCGCUCACCAAACUGGACAUACUCGACGUGUUCGCAGAGAUCAAAGUGGGCGUCUCGUACAAAGUCGACAACCAAACUAUACCUCACUUUCCAGCCAAUCAGGAGGUGUUGCAGCAUGUGGAGGUCCAGUAUGAGACGCUGCCGGGCUGGAACAGCGACACCUCGGCUCUGAGAAGCUUUGAGGAGCUGCCCGAGAACGCCCAGAAAUAUGUCUGCUACAUUGAGCAGCAUGUGGGAGUGCCUGUCAAGUGGAUCGGAGUGGGCAAGUCUCGGGAGUCCAUGAUCCAGCUGUUCUAGACGAAGGGAGGAGAGCAACCCAAGCAAAGAGGAAGCACAUCAGCGAAUCAACUGUACCCUUCUUCUUCACCUCCCCACCUCCCACACACACACACACACACACACACACAGCCUACCUACCUGUCUCAACUCUCCGACAGAGACAUGACCGCCAUGUCUGCUCUUAAUGCUUUAACACUGUAUCUUCAGACUGACCCAUAUUACAGACCGCACCCCUCACAGACUGACCUCCCAGCAUCUCCAUCUGGAUUUUUAACAGUUUUAAACUUUUAGAAUAACAGUUCCCUCUUUUUAAUUUGUAUAUCGUAGCGGCUUAUUUCAGACGUGCGAAUCACUCGGCGACACCGGCUGCCAUCAGGUCUGAAAGCGGACGCGAGGGAACCGACUCGACAUGCGCACACACACACACACACACACACACACACAGACACACACACACACACACACACACACACACGGGAUCACUUCCUGGAGGAACUGUCCACAGAUGUUUGGUUGGUCAAACUGUUCAAGUGUGUUAUUGUUAAUCUAUGCGCCGUGACAGUCUGGUGUAAAUCAGUUUUUAACUUUUGCACUUUCGAUGCUUUGGACAACACCUGCUUUAUGUUUAAUUCUGCCAGGUGUACAAAACAUCCUGACACCAUAAAGGGAUCCUUUAAUAUUGUUAAUGUGUCUUUUUGUGUGUGUGUUUUUUUUUUUUUUUUUUUUGUUUUUGUACGUCAUCGGACAAAGACUCCUCCUUGUCAUUCAACCAAAAGAUUUGCUUUCUUGUAGCUCGCGGCUGCUUUUCUACUGAGCGCUGUUGAUGAACUGUUGACGCACAUCGUCCUGUGAGACAGCUGGUGUUUUUUUCGGUUUAAUUUUAGAAGGUGAAUGAACGAGUACAGAGAUAAAACUGGUAUACCUAAUCAGUUCAGUUAGCCGACACACUUUACACUCACGUUCUUGUGAUUGUUUAUCUUAUCGAUUUAUUUGCACUUUCAAUACAAUGUUGUGUUAAAGUCAGAAUCAGAAACCGUUUAUUGCCAAUGUAUGUUGCUCAUACAAGGAAUCUGUCAUGGCGGGUGGUGCAUAACAUUAAACAAUCA